Molecule: messenger RNA, 2239 nt
Organism: Oryza brachyantha (malo sina)
Lineage: Eukaryota; Viridiplantae; Streptophyta; Magnoliopsida; Poales; Poaceae
Product: putative nuclease HARBI1
Exons: 2
Coding region: 910-2100 (396 amino acids)
Source: RefSeq, a predicted model, not a curated record
AGCAAACGGAUUUUAUAGAUUAAAAUGAAGUGAUUUAAUCUCUACCUUUUGUCUAAUAAGUAUUAAAAAAAUGCCUCACUCUAAUAGCUAGUUGAUCUACUCUAGCUUGAGUUAGAACAAAGAAAGAACCUGAAAGUCAAAAUCUGGAGUUGUGCCAAACAGUCGUGGUAAGCUUUCCCAGUUCCAUGCAAGAGGGUGAACAAUUAGAGCAGUCUCAACGUUCCACGCGGGAUGAUUUUAUUACAGACUUAAACAGAUUGCCACGUAGGACUUAUAAUAUAUAGUAAGGCUUUAGCGAAGAAAUAGCACCUCAUCUUUUCGUUUAUGUUUAUGCUUAUGCUUAUAUGCUAAAACUUCAAUUUUCAACCUUAAAUUUGAAGUAUGUUUUUAGGCCCUAUUCGUUUCACGGGAAUACAAAUUCAUAGGGAUAGGAAAAGUGGAGGAUUAGGAAGAAACAUGCACUUCAAUCCUAUAGGAAACCAAACCUCAGGAAUUCAAAAGCAAAGUGCAUUCGGAUCCAUCCAAAGGAAAAAUAUAGGAACAUUCUGCUACUUGAAGAAAUAUAUUAUUUUUUAAAGUUUGAAUUAGCUAGCAACCGUUGAGCAUGUCUACCUCAACUAGCCGUUAGUAGUACAUUUCAAGUUCAUAAUAUAAAUAGCUCCAGGGCUUGUAUCAGGUAGCACCGUUCACUUCACUUUCUCUUUCUGUUUGCUCAUCAAAAGAAGCUUGCUUGCAUCAUUUUUGGAGAAUUAGCUUGCUCAUCAUUUAGCCAACACAGUUAUACAUCAUCACUUGCUCCUGGAACAAUAAGGUUAGCACUUGUUCAAGUUGUGCAAUAAAAUCGUUAGUUUUCAUAGGAAAUGUUAUGAUUUUUACUCUCUUAUAUUGAUUUAUUUACUUCCAGACACAAUGUAUCCAAGCUACCGACGUAGGUCAAAUAGUGACGAUGAGUUCAUUCAUUUUGUUUUGCCUACCUUGGAAAAUUCAACACAAUCAUCUUCUACUAGGAGAUCAAUGCACACAUCAAAACUUUCAGGGGGUUGUCGUGUUCAUGAGAUUUUAACUGGACAUGAAAGAUUAUGUAAAAGGAACUUUCGCAUGGAAGUUGGCAUUUUUCAUGCACUAGUCGACAAGUUGCGUGAGAAAGGGUACCUAGCUAACACAAUAUAUGUUUCAGUGGAAGAGCAAGUUGCUAUAUUCUUGUAUGCAGUAGCAAAAAAUGCAACCAAUGAAACACUUCAAGAUUGGUUUCAGCAUAGCCCAGACACAAUACAUCGAUAUUUCAAAGCAGUGUUGAAUGCAAUAACAAAUCUUACAUCUGUCUACAUUCGUGCACCUUCCCUGCAUCCACAUCCAAUCUUGAGCAAGCCACAGUUUUACCCCUUUUUUAAGAAUUGCAUUGGUGCUAUAGAUGUUACUCACAUCCCUAUGAAACUUCCAUUGGAUGAGCAAGAGCCAUACAGAAAUAGGAAGCAAACAAUCUCACAAAAUUGUAUGGUUGCUUGUGAUUUUGAUUUGAAGUUUGUGCAUAUACAUCCUGGAUGGGAGGGGUCAGCUUCAGAUGCAAGGGUUUUGCAUGAUGCACUUAACCAUGGUUUUGAAGUUCCAAAUGGUAAAUUUUAUCUUGUAGAUGCUGGUUAUGCAAAUACACCUCAAUUUCUAGCUCCAUAUCGUGGUACUAGGUAUCAUUUAAAAGAACAAGGAAGAGCUCGCCAAAGGCCACAAAAUUAUAAGGAAUUAUUUAAUCUUCGACAUGCUCAACUUCGGAAUCAUGUUGAGAGAAUUAUUGGCAUCUACAAAAUGAGAUUUCCUAUACUAAAAGUGGCUUCACAUUUUCCAAAAGAAAAACAGGUUGACAUAUCUGUGGCUUGUGCUGUUCUACAUAACUUUAUACGCCUAUACAAUGGAGAUAUGACUUGGCCUAGUAAUGCUACCAUGGAUAUUGAUCAAGAGCAGAUUAUUGAUGUGCCAGAUGGAGACCAUAACUAUCAGGAUGAUAUAAAUGCAUUUAAUUUCUCUAGGGAAGCAGGAAAUCAAAUGCGAGAUGACAUAGCACGACAAAUGUGGGAUCAGUACAUAUCCCGAAGGACUUCAAGAUAGGAAUAUAUUGAUAUGGCAUGCAAGUUCUAUUACCGUCCAUGUAUACUACGAAUAUUACUGUUCUACUGCAUUAUAUAACAAUUCUUUUUUUUCCCUGACCAAAAUAUGCUAACCACCAAAUGACCAAAAUAUGCUAACC